Molecule: messenger RNA, 321 nt
Organism: Symbiodinium necroappetens
Lineage: Eukaryota; Dinophyceae; Suessiales; Symbiodiniaceae
Source: the annotation of a GenBank genome assembly
GCCGCCAUCAGAGGAGUCAGGCGAUGAGGAGAACGAGGAAGAGGCGGAGGAGGAAGACGCUGCUGGCGAAGGCUCUGAAUCUUCGGGCGGUGAAAACGGAAGCCAGGCUCCGACGUCCCCAGCGCAGGCACCAGGUGACAACCCUCCGCAAGCGAAGGUUGCAGCUGACGCCGGGGAAACAGGCAGUGCUUCGGAGUCGGAUUCGGGCUCUGGUUCAGAAAGCGCCGGGCCCCCCGAACCGGCGUCGAAGCAGAAGCCGGUCAGGCUUGAGGCAGCGCCCAGGACGAAGCCAAUUCUGCAGCCAGCGAAGCCGGAAAAUUG